Messenger RNA from Phaeodactylum tricornutum CCAP 1055/1, 2057 nucleotides. RefSeq lists its product with no specific name. Gene Ontology annotation, biological process: dephosphorylation. The record is from RefSeq and is a predicted model, not a curated record. The transcript has a single exon. Bases 1 to 2046 code for a protein of 681 amino acids. Gene Ontology annotation, molecular function: phosphatase activity. NCBI's taxonomy places the organism in Eukaryota, Bacillariophyta, Bacillariophyceae, Surirellales, Neidiaceae.
AUGGUGGUCCAAGAACCUCGUGACUCGUGGGAGAGAAAACCGGGUCGGGUCGACCAUGGGUACUGGCACGUCCGGUCAGAUCGGGUUGUUGACUGUGAAUCUUCUUCGACACAACCCGUCAUCAACACUACCAUGCCGCAUUCUUUGCGGUUUCUCGUCCUUUGCAUACUACCGAUACUAUGUAAGGCUCAACGAUCCAACAGUCCCGAUGAUUGGUACCAAAAAUAUCCUUUCUAUCCCCCGUAUUGUUCCACACCCUCGCAAAUGGCGCUGCGGACGAUUCCGCCUCUCGCAAAUGCCGACCAAUCCUUCGGCGAAUCGCGAUUGGAGCACGCGUCGGUCAUUAUCCGUCACGGGGCUCGGACGCCCUGGACAUCUGGACUCAACUGUUGGGAAGGAUACGCCGCCAGCAAGGAGACGGGGGUCUGGGAUUGCGAUUUGACCACCUACCUGGCUCCGCCACCAUCCACCGACGGCACAGCCGCAUCCAGCAACGACCCGAACGCCACGUUUCUUUUCGAAAAACGCUACGACGCCUUGCAGCAUCCGGAACACGGUCUCUCCAACUAUUUCAACGGAACCUGUCAACUUGGACAGCUCUUGCUUCGAGGAUACGCACAGGAACUCACCAACGGCCAGCAUUUGCGGGACGCCUACGUGUACGACGCGUCGCGCGAAAAUCACGAUCCCCGCAUGCGCCUGUUGGACGUCACGACUGCAGCGGUGCCCUGGUCGGAUACGAAUCUGUGGUACCGUGCCGACGAUGACCAACGCACCCUCAUGUCCGGUCAAGUCUUGUUGCGCGGCCUGUUGGGUCCCGAAAUACGCGCGCACGUCGACACACACGGUUCCUACCCCGUCAUUCCCUUGCACACUGCGGAUCGUGCACGGGACGUCCUGGAUCCCAACGAAGCCGUGUGUCCGCGUUUGGCCGAACUCCGCCAACGCUUCGCCGCGUCCAAUGCGUACCGGGCCGUGGAACGGUCGGCCGAAACGCUCCUACUCCGGCGCUUUAUGCGAGACGUGCUGCGGAUUGAGGGAGACAUGAUGGCGGUGGAUUGUUUGAUGACAACAAUGUGCACGGAUCGGGAUUUGCCCGACGCCGUGAACGAUUACCGUGGCACCGAUCCGACGCGUCGGACCGGGGCACUCCACGACGCACCGCGCGAUCACGUGCGGCGCGAAACUUCCGAGUACGGCGUCGAUUUGUUCCAACGAUUGUACGACUGGGAUGUCCAAUCCUACACGAUGGUGUACGGGGCCAACGAUGCCGAGUACGCCAAGCUCGGGAUGCAACCACUGUGGCACGAAGUCGUGUCGGUCGUCCGGGGCAUCGUCCACGGGGAAGCGACCGUGUGCUGUCCGGUCCGUCCCCCAGCGAAGCUGGCACUGUACUCGGGUCACGACACGACCAUCAUGCCAAUGCUGGCGUCGCUGGGUCCGCACGUGUGGGAUGGAAUCUGGGCGCCGUACGCGAGUUUGCUCGUCCUGGAAGUGCACGCCAUCAAUCUAGACGGGGUCGCCAAUCGGACGCGGUACCCGUCCGACUACGCCUUUCGAUUGGUGUACAACGGUCAAGUUUUGACGUCCCGUAUGGACGACUGUCCCGACGACGCCGAGCUUUGCGAUAUUCAGGUUCUGCUGGAUCACGUCGAACCGUUUGCGACACCCGACUGGGACUGUCGACUACGGUAUCCCACGGCGGAUGCGGUGGCGGAGACCGUGAACCAGGCCGUACGUGUCGUGACGAGUCCUGGAGGCUUUCUGGCCUUGUUGAUGCUGCUGGUGGGGAGUGCCGCGGUGGGGUCCGUUGGGACGGUGUGUUUGCUGACGAGAUCGGGCUUUCGACGGCGGGAACGGUACCGGCUACCGUUGGACGACGACGAAGACGGUUUGGUUCUUGACGACGAGAACGAAAAGGAUGGAAUCUCUUUGGCCACCACCAAUACUCGAGAUGGCUAUUCGGACCAUAAACAGAGAGCAUCUCUAGCAGAAUCCAACCACACGGCGGACGAGGGAACCCUUCCCGACCUAGUCAUGACUUGAUAAGCGACCUG